This is a messenger RNA of Ilex paraguariensis (yerba mate), 389 nucleotides long. Lineage: Eukaryota; Viridiplantae; Streptophyta; Magnoliopsida; Aquifoliales; Aquifoliaceae. The record is from the annotation of a GenBank genome assembly.
UCUCCGGCGAGAUAUGGACGCGUUCCGACCGAGUUUUCGGUGCCCCGGCGGCGACCGGAUUGUGAGUGGGAAAGGAUUUGGUGCAAAUCAGAUGUAUUCAACGACGGGGCCUAGGUCCCCCGAUCUGCAUCCGAUUACGCCUCGUGUGACUAGGCCAAGUCAGGUUGCGGCGUCGUCUGUGUCGAAACCCCGGGGAUUCAAUGAUUCAGAGAUGAAGAGAAAGAGGCGAAUUGCGAAAUACAAGGUUUAUAGUGUUGAAGGAAGGUGUAAGGCUUCGAUCAAGAAUGGGCUUCGUUGGAUUAAGAACAAGUGUUCCCACAUCAUUCAUGGCUGUUAGAUUUUGGGAGGAGAGACGGAGAGGUUUCCCUUCUCUCUAGGAAAAAAAUAUU